Molecule: messenger RNA, 3292 nt
Organism: Cynoglossus semilaevis (tongue sole)
Lineage: Eukaryota; Metazoa; Chordata; Actinopteri; Pleuronectiformes; Cynoglossidae
Product: actin cytoskeleton-regulatory complex protein pan1-like
Exons: 3
Coding region: 450-1634 (394 amino acids)
Source: RefSeq, a predicted model, not a curated record
GAAGUCUGUCUGCUGUUGUAAACAACUCUAGAAUUCCAAGUUCUGCUGUGCAGACCUUCGGUGACGUGGUUGCUUCCAAGAGCCCUAGUCCCAUCGUUCAAACCAAUAGUCUGAGUCUAUCAGAUUCUAAAUCUGCCAGUAUAAGUCAAACUGGUACAAGUUCAAAGCCAGAUCCCAUAAGUCGUCAUUUAGAAACUUUUAAGAAUCCAAGUCCAUUAAGAAUCCAAACACUUGAGGACACAGUGCCAAAGGCUGUAAGUCCGGUCACAGUUCCAAGGCUUUCAAGUCCAGCAUCCAAAAGUGAAAGUCCAAUAACCGUUCCAAAGACUGCCAGUCCAGUGUUGAUUCCGAGAAUUUCAAGUCCUGUUACAAGCCCUAAUAUCUCUUGUUCACCAUCAGAAUACAAUAGCUCUAGUCCAGAGGCAAGUACAAAGAAUGCCAGCUCAGUAAUGUCGCCUAGGAGUUCAGUAAGACAACCCAAGACUGAAUCUGCAGUUCCUAAUAGUCCUUCUCCAGUAGUUAAAAAAACAUACAACUUUGCAGCCACCAGCAGUCCCAGAUCAUCACCUAUCUCACCAUCAAUGGCACGAUAUAACACCCUGUCACCCCCAAACGUAGAAAAACAAGCGAGCAUGGUGCCAUAUUUAACGUGGCCUUGCCGGGAGCCUUUACUGGAUGACGCAUUAGACAAACUACUAGCCCCCGACUCUGCACAAUCUUCGGCACAAUUCUUGUCUGGAGAUGAAGACAGAUCUUGGGAGGACGAUGAUGGACUUAACCUCGAUCUGAGCCUCGAGGGAACCCUCACACCUAUGACUGAGUCCAGCUGGAUGGAUGAGUGUUUCACCCCUUCCACCUGCCCAGGGACACCAGAUGCCACACUGGACCUGCCCAUACAGCAGCCUUCUGCUGUAGAGAGGCUCUCUGCCUCUGGCCAACUCAAGUCAGUUAUCCGCCGCACCAAAGAGACCUCCAAUGUGCAUCCAAUGUACAGGGAGGGGCUUCUCCGCCGUAAAAUGGGACCAAUCAUUGUGAAUAAAAGCAACUCACAGGACCGACUCAUUCAGGAGCUGCAGGGAAAACUGGGGAUAGGGCGGGUGGAGCGCCGGCGCAAACAGCAGCCAGAUGACUGGCUGACGGAGGGAGUCAUUGUCAUGUCUAACCCACAGCGUACACGUGAAGAGGGGGUCCGUCCAUCUGUGGAUAAGAUCAUUCUCUCUCCUGAAUCUCCUUCCCCACCGAGAAAAGUCCUACCCUCUCCACAGUCUCCCCCAGUGCCCAAAAAACUUCCCCCAGUUAAGCAGACUCCUCCUCCCCUUCCUCCUCCCCCUCCAACUCCUCCGCCUCCUCGGGAGCCUACUCCACCACCCCCCAAAGUGCCAACUCCUCCCCCGAGGGAGCCCACACCUCCCCCUGUCCAGCCUCCUCCAUCACCUAGCCCCCCUCCCAAGCCUGUUACACCACCUCCUCCACCCAAAGUCUUUGUAUCAGUGGGCUGCCAGACUGAGUAUGACCCUGUCUUCCCACCAUUGCAGGCACGGCUCACCCUACAUACACAUCUCUGUUUUCUCUCAUCUCAUACUUUCCACAUUCGCCCACACAAGGUGUUGCUUCUUUUUCUUGGCAUUAUAUAGUGACAUUUGUUAUUUUAUACUUUUCCAAUGCAUCUUCAGUUAGGUUGGUAGCCUUUCUUAUAAUGCAAUAAAACUCAAAAGGUCAUCUGGAAAUGCAUUCAGAUCUUCAGGGCAAAAGGGAGUAGUUGGGACUAACAGUGUUUUCAUUGACCAUCUUACUGUAGUUCUAUUUGUUAAAAUUCAGACAAUCACACUUGUAUUUAUUUUAUUUUAAUUUGUGUAAUGUUAUUCAAUUUAGGAUAUGAAACAUUUUCUUCUUUUUUGUGUGUUCACAUUUGUUUGACACAUUUAAACACCUGGCUGAGAAAUUCCCCAAAUUCUUGAGAAAAUAAACUCUUCACCUACGACCCUCUUAAAAUUCAGUAAAAGUGGAAAACAAUCCAUUUCCCUUUUUUGAUGCUGAUUUUGUAUCUUUUGUCAGUAACAGCCUUGAUGUUUUUUAACCGUGGUAUAUGAUCAGAAAUGUGGACACAUUUAAGUAAAUUUCCACAAGAAUUAUCUUUGAAUCCCAUGACCUGGUCUCCAUUGCAACUGCAAUACUGCACUAGUUUCUUGUUCUAAAAAAACAGACAUGUGAUUCUCUAGCCUAUUUUCACAUAAAGCACUGUUCUUGUUAACAAAGCUUUAGCCUUUAGGUUACUUUUAUGAAUAAUCUAUGCAGCAGGCAUGUAUUUAUUAGUGUGGUGUAGUUGUUUAUUAUUUAAAAUUUUAAUGAAAUGUUAUAUCAAAAACACUUUCUACAUUAUUCUUUCUUGUUUUAUGAAAUUGGUUUAAAUCAGUGACCACACUUUUGAUUAUUAUAUUUAAAUAUGAGUCAUACUUAUUUCCUCCAAAUCCUAGCAGUUGCACCUCAGUAAUAUUGUGAACAACUGAAUCUGGCCUGGUUUUUAAAUUCUGUGGUGUCCAUUCUUGCCAGAACAGAAACCCAACUUUAAAGCUUUGUCAGAAACCCCAUCAGUCUGGGUUAUGAGGGGCACUGACUUCCAGGACAGUGAGACUGAACACCCUUUUCUAAUUCUGACAUCUGAUGGCGCCAAGAGCCAUGUUCUCACAGAGCUGUUGAGAGUUUCAGGGCUUAGAGGCAGGAGAAAGGCAACCCUCCCCCACCCCCCACAUGUUUCCAAUGCACUAACUGUCCUGCAAUGUGCAGGAAUGGCAAGCCUGUGGUGCAACUGAAACCUAAUAUGGCACAUGACAGCACAGUUACCAACAAUUAUAGCAUCUCCCGUAGGACUUCCUUCAACAGGUCCCACUAGGUUAGAUACCAGAGUGUCAUUCGUCAUUGAUUCCUGUCAUAUGUUAGAUUGUGUAAUCAUUUGUGUUAUAGUUUUUAAAAUAAGGAUUUAUGCAUAGGUGUGUAGACAUUGUUGCUGUGUAUACGGUCAGGAGUAAGUGUUUGUGAGUGAGAUAAAAUAGACGGAGCAGAGUUGCUAUUUUCUGUCUCAAAGGAUUGUAGGUGUCAUGAAGCUCCGAUGUCUGCACCAUCUGAGAAGGUGUGUCUGUUUAUCCACAAAAGAGGCAGAUCACUCACAAAAUCCAGCGCAUACUUUUAUAGAAAAUACGUCCGUUCACCACAGUAUUCACUGCCUUGGUUGUUAACGCUCUACUGUUCUACUCAAGCAAUUUAGUAAAAUUAUAGAAAUCUUGGUUUCUUUUCU